Sphaeroforma arctica JP610 is the source of this 1226-nucleotide messenger RNA. RefSeq lists its product as hypothetical. Gene Ontology annotation, molecular function: inositol hexakisphosphate kinase activity; 5-diphosphoinositol pentakisphosphate 1-kinase activity; metal ion binding. Gene Ontology annotation, biological process: inositol metabolic process; inositol phosphate biosynthetic process. NCBI's taxonomy places the organism in Eukaryota, Ichthyosporea, Ichthyophonida. The record is from RefSeq and is a predicted model, not a curated record. The annotation marks the transcript as partial. The transcript is spliced from 10 exons.
UGGCCACCCUGUGAGGCGCUGAUCUCAUUCUUCUCCAGCGGAUUUCCCAUCCAUAAAGCGCUCGAGUACGUGGACCUAGUAAAACCAUUCCUGGUCAACGAUCUGGAGUCGCAGAAGGUAUUGAUGGAUAGGAGGUCUGUGUAUGCUUUGCUAGAGGCCAACGAUAUACCGACGCCUCGAUACGCUGUGCUGGAGCGGGAUGAGGACGGCAACUGUCUGCAGGAAUUAAAGAUUGAGGACGACUGCAUAUUCAUUGACAAUCUGAAGUUCGUUAAACCGUUUGUGGAAAAACCCAUCGAUGCCGACGAUCACAACAUUCGCAUAUACUUUCCUGUAGGCGCAGGUGGUGGUUCUCAGCAUCUCUUCAGGAAGAUUGGGAACAAGAGCUCGCAAUUUGUACCGGAUUGCAACGAAAUUAGGUCAAAUGGCAGCUAUAUCAUCGAAGAGUUCCAGGCAACUGAAGGAACGGACGUCAAAGUGUACACCGUUGGGGGCUUGUACGCACACGCCGAGGCCAGGAAGUCUCCUGCAGUAGACGGGAUGGUGCAACGAACCAAAGACGGCAAGGAGGUGCGAUUCCCAGUGUUACUGGACGCCCAGGAGAAGCUAAUCGCGCGGAAAGUGUCCAAAGCCUUCAAGCAGAUGGUUUGUGGCUUCGACUUCCUGCGUACAAACGGAGAGUCCAUGGUGUGCGAUGUCAAUGGCUGGAGCUUCGUCAAGGGCAAUGCAAAAUACUUUGAGGACACCGCUUUGAUCUUAAGGGACACCAUACUGCGAGAUGUGUGCCCAGACAAGUUGCAAGUGCCACUGAUUGACAUCCGCGAUGUCCCCGCGUCACAGGUGGAAGAGGAAGGCAUUAUGAGCGAAGACGGAGCAGAGCACCUGGAAUUAAGGUGUGUGCUCGGCGUCUUCCGACACAGCGACCGCACCCCGAAGCAGAAAAUGAAGAUGCUGGUUACGAACCAGCAGUUCCUGUCCUUUUUCAAUGGCGAGCAAGGGCAACCGACUGAGCUGAAGAUUAAGAAACCCACCGAUCUGCAAAAACUGCUGGAUCUCACUCGCCAGCUACUGUCUAUGGGAGAAGGCUAUGAUAGUGACAUCGAGGAAAGGCUGGACAAGCUCAUGCAAAUGCGCUAUGUACUGGAGAAGGGCGGCCACUUCAGUGGGAUCAACCGGAAGGUGCAGAUAAAGGCUCUCAAGCACAGGCGCACGGGGCAUCGAUCUCC